UACUUCCCAAGGGUUUUACUGUCAAUAAGUGUGUGUUCUUUGACAUCUUUCCUGGUUAAAGGGUGUCUGUAUAUUAUGUUUGUUUAGUUUACAGAAGGCGCUUUUCUCUAGUCAGUGAUGCAGUAAAGCUGAUUACAAGUCCCUUGCGUUUUAGGUUUAUCAACCCUUAGCCCAGCCAUUGUAAACAAAGCUGUUUCUCACAUUAAUUACUAGCCUUGCUUUCUUCAAAAUCUGUUCUUAGGUUGUGCUCAGCUUCAUUUGUCUUUCAAUCCUCCCUAUUUCUGACAGAUUGUUAUCUCUUCCUGUCUGUACACCAUGUGUUCAGCACAUCUGGGCUUAGUGUGUUUAAUGGAGCUCCUAUCAGGGGCACUGUCUGGGGUACAAAGAGUAAACCCUUGCUUCCAGCCUCCCUCCAUCCCCACUGUCUCCUCUUCUCGAUCUCCUUUCCUCCUGUAGAUUAUCCCAUCUGUGGAUUAUCCCAAUGGAUUUCACAUCUGGGCAGCUGUUCUAAGUGAUGCAGUGAAGACAAAAUGAAGCAGAGGGGGAAUGACAGCUGAUUUAAACCUGAAAUUAACUACACAGGCGUGAAAUGGAGACCUCGCUUGUGGUUCUCUGUGAAUGAAGAGCUUCUCUGCAGUUGUAAAAUCUGAUUACCAAUGCCUGGGACUGUGUCUGUGGCUUAGUUUAUAGUUGAACAUGACCCUGCAUUAAAAUCAAAUAGUUGAGUAUAGCUUUUCUCCAGCAUGCAUCUCUCUGUCACUAUCAGAUGUUAUGUCCCAGGUGAGCUGAGGUAAAUUUACUCAAUAAUUCUACCCGCCUUGUUAUUAAUAAGAAGACCAGUCCUCCACACAAAAGUAGAUUAUAAAAAGCACGGGUCUCCAGUAAAAUAAUUAGAAUUUGGGACAGUAUGCAAAACAUGUAAGUAAACUUGUUGCACCUGUACAUCAUUACUCAAAAACUGCAUGGUGCAAACACAUGCUGCAUUUGAAAGGAAGGUAGAUGAUGAUGGUGUCCUAGAAAAUGCUCAUACAUUUAUACAUAUUUGAUGAGAGGAAGCAUAAACAAAAUCAAUUCAAUUUAAACAGCAUCCUGUUAUUUUCCCCAACUGUUAAUUAUGCAUGCACAUGGAAAAUGAUUAAGUUAUUUCUUUUUUUUUGCCUUGUUUUUAUGUUCUGGCCUGGGGAAGACUAAGUGCACAGAGACUGCGUGACCUUGACCCCUGAUCGUUUAUGCAUGCACAUUGGCUGGUCUCCAUGGAUGAAUUUUAGAGCAUGAAAAUAUUUAAGAGAUUUAAUCCAUGGUCAGCAAAGCAAGCUCUACAUGGGCACCAGUGACUUUUGUGUGUCUCCAAACAAGUUUAUUGUUAACCAAACCAAGGAUUUCCUCAGUGCAGAUGUUGCACACUAUUAUUUGUUCUGCAGUCCGAAUCUACCAAACCCUUUUCAACAGUCUUUGACAAUCUGCAAGCGUUCUUUGACCACCAUGCAAAUGCAGAUCAAGGGCUUGCUGCAGUUCUCGUUGCCCUUCUUCCCCACUGCUGAGAGAGACCUUUUGGGGAUCCAGCGACUGCUGAACUCCACCGAGUUCAGUCUCCACCAGCUAACAGCAUUGCUCGACUGCCGCGGGCUACACAAGGACUACCUGGAUGCCCUAAUGGGUGUGUGCUAUGAUGGGGUGGAAGGGCUCCUCUACCUCUCUUUGUUUUCUCUGCUGGCUGCCUGCGCACUCUCUGCCAUGCUGUGUGCGAUUUUUAGAGUGUGGACACUAAUAGGCAGCAGGGACAAAGAGUAUGACGACAUAGAUGAGGAGGACCCGUUCAACCCAGAAGCGCGGCGGAUAUCCUACAACCCCAGAAGGUCCAACAUCCAUAGUUUCUGUAGCUAUACCAGCAGCCUCGGUAACCAGGCCAGCCUUCAUCCACCUCCGCAAUCUGCCUCUAAUGUCAUGCCACCUCCUGAAUACAUGAAUCAGUCCAUGCUGUUUGGAGGGAGUCCUCGAUAUGAAAACGUGCCGCUGAUAGGGAGAGGAUCCCCACCUCCCUCGUACUCGCCCAGUAUGAGGACCACUUAUCUAUCUAUGACUGACGCCCAGAUCAGACACUUUGGGACUGACUUCCAGGUGUAACCUGCUACCUACGGAAUCCGUUUUAGAGAAGCACUUUCUGAGACGCUGCGUUUAUACCAAGGAGGUUGGCAUAAUCUCGCUAUUCCAAUCUGAGACAUGAAAGCAGGCCAUAUGAGGCAUUUACCGCAGUAAGACACCAAUGCAGUGCUCAGAAAGCCCUGCAUGCAGUUCUGAACAGAGAGGACCUGUACAGGUUCCUCUCAAGACUGUUGUGGAUGUUGUCAUGAUGUAUGGAAACACUGUUGCUCCAAUAUAAGCAUUUAUAUAAGCCAAAUCAAGAACCUUUGAACUGAUUUGAUGAAAAAAAUGUUUUUGCUUUUUUCUGUAUUCUGGUAGCCUGCAAGGAUAUGAUCAUCGAUACGGUCUUUUGGAAGACUGAAUAUGACCCAUAGCACUUCCAUCAUUGUGAUUUUUUUUCUAAAUCCCUACUCUUUGGCAGUUACUUAAUUCCUUCAUAUUCUGCCUUUGUGCAAUUUGUAAUGGUGCUAAAUGAAAUCAAACCAUAUUUUCAACUUUUCCAAAUAAUAAACAAAUUUAAAACUUUAAAGUUGAAAAUUUAAAGUUGUUCUAAGAUCCAUCUACCCUCAUUAUCUUGUAAAUGAGAAAGUCUUCUCUUCAGUGUUGGAUAAAUCUGCUGAAUGCUGUUUUCUGUGUUGGAUCAUGUAUCAAACUAAAUUAAUGUUUGAUCAUAAAUUCUGUAUUUACACUUGUGUGUUGUUGUGUACUUCGUUUCUACUUUCUACUUGUAAUUGUUUAAGCUCUUACUCUCACUCAAGUAACCCAGAAUUGCCUCUAGUAAUUGGAUUAGGCUGAUUGGGAUUUUUAGUGUCCCGUACCUGAGGAUGUCACACGGGGCAAUAUGUUCAGCCAGUUUCAUACAUCUAAUAAGACUGGCAGAAAAUGUGUCUCCACUCCAUAAAACAUCUUACAAAUAAAUUCAAGAGAGAUAUUAGCAAUGACAGUUAUGUCUUGAAUAAUGCACAACAUGAAAGAGUAACCAGGCUAAACAGUGUCCUCACUGGUUUUAAGGUUUCAAAGCUUGUGCUCUAUUGCGCCUGUAACCCCCAUCCAACAGUGAUGUCAUGGUGUCCUGCACAAUGUAUGCAUGCAUGUGCUUAAAUGGGCAUACUUGUAGUACAUACUAUAAGUACUUGUUUGACAUUUGUUUUUGCACUAUGCUUUAUACUGUGUGGUUUGUCUAUCUAUCUAUCUAUCUAUCUAUCCAUCCAUCCAUCCAUCCAUCCAUCCAUCCAUCACAGUGUAAGGUUACUCCUUACCCCACAACACAAUGUAAACACAUCUUACAGUUAUCAUUUCUACACGAUUAAAUGAAAUCCGUUUAACAGA
Perca fluviatilis (European perch) is the source of this 3471-nucleotide messenger RNA. RefSeq names its product protein tweety homolog 2-like. Lineage: Eukaryota; Metazoa; Chordata; Actinopteri; Perciformes; Percidae. The record is from RefSeq and is a predicted model, not a curated record. Gene Ontology annotation, molecular function: volume-sensitive chloride channel activity; intracellularly calcium-gated chloride channel activity. Gene Ontology annotation, cellular component: plasma membrane. The coding region runs from base 1321 to 2124 and encodes 267 amino acids. The transcript is spliced from 9 exons.